AUGGAAUCGACGGCGAUGUACAACGAUUACCUUCAGCAAUGCCAGUCCACUUUCACGCAGCUACCGAGAAACACCACUCCAUUCUUCCCCGCUUUUGAGCAAGCAAAUGCCACAAUCCCCGCCAACGCGGACUUCCUCUUCGUACCGCUAUAUCUCAAUAACGCUACGUGGUCCUAUUCUGAAACUAAGGACAAAUUCAUAAACGAGUCUCAGCACAACUCGUCGCUGUGCAGUCUGGCUUCCACCACUACGGCCUCAAGUACUGCAGUCUCGUUGCCAGUGACUGCUGCUGCAACAGCAAUCACGUCAGUCGCGCUCAAUGGAUCGGAGCCGUACCAGACAGCUCCCGGUGCAAAUGCCAGCUCGAGUGUGGAGAAAAGCCGCUCCGUAUCUGCGGGCACGAUCGCCGGAAUAGUGGUCGCUGGAGUAUUGCUGCUCGGGAUCCUCCUGGGAGCUUUGUGGUACGCCCGGAGGCAAAGGCGCAAGGCGGAGCCAUACGUAUCCCGUCGCGAUGAGAUACAAGGGGCGAGCGGGGACGACAAGGAGCGGCCUAAAUCUGCGGGGGCUCGGAAAGCAGGAGCAUAUCUAUCCGGGAUGUCAAUCACCCCCCUCCUCAGCCGCCGCGCAGGCUCUCCUGCAACGAAUAGCUCUAUCCCUCCCUCGAUCAAUUUCUACCCCGACGCCAUGGUGCGGCAAGGAAAUGGCGGACGCGCAUCGCCGCGCCCGUUUUCCGCAGCCUACUCCGAAACCCUGCCCGGGUACACUGGGUGGGAUAGGAAGUCGAUAGGAGAGAAGUCGAUAGGAGAGAAGUCGGUGGUCAGCGAGCGCACGGACUCGCGCGUCCAGUUAUCCACGGAAGACUCGCCGGAUCCGUACAUGCCUCUCCAGCCCUUGCGGUUAGACUCGAAGGAGUGA
Trametes versicolor FP-101664 SS1 is the source of this 915-nucleotide messenger RNA. RefSeq lists its product as uncharacterized. NCBI's taxonomy places the organism in Eukaryota, Fungi, Basidiomycota, Agaricomycetes, Polyporales, Polyporaceae. The record is from RefSeq and is a predicted model, not a curated record. The transcript has 7 exons. The coding region runs from base 1 to 915 and encodes 304 amino acids.